This is a messenger RNA of Pelobates cultripes (western spadefoot toad), 273 nucleotides long. The record is from the annotation of a GenBank genome assembly. NCBI's taxonomy places the organism in Eukaryota, Metazoa, Chordata, Amphibia, Anura, Pelobatidae.
AUGGCGGCACCGGCCCUGGGGGGCACCUGCUAUGCGCGGGAAGACCUAGACGUCCUCACAUACAAUGUGCACGGCAUUAACAUUCGAGAAACAUGCUCCCGCUUUCUCAGAGAACUCAAAAGAUACAAGACAUCUGUAGCAUUCAUACAAGAAACGCACUUCCAAGAGAACCGAGUGCUACCCCUCAAAGACCGCAAUUACCCAAUGGGCUUCUUUAGCAAUAGGCCGACUAGGGAAUACCAUUCAUCAGAUGGAUACCCUACACGGAACUAG